Molecule: messenger RNA, 1473 nt
Organism: Antrostomus carolinensis (chuck-will's-widow)
Lineage: Eukaryota; Metazoa; Chordata; Aves; Caprimulgiformes; Caprimulgidae
Product: cytochrome P450 2J6
Exons: 9
Coding region: 1-1473 (490 amino acids)
Biological process (GO): xenobiotic metabolic process
Cellular component (GO): cytoplasm; intracellular membrane-bounded organelle
Molecular function (GO): iron ion binding; heme binding; oxidoreductase activity, acting on paired donors, with incorporation or reduction of molecular oxygen, reduced flavin or flavoprotein as one donor, and incorporation of one atom of oxygen
Source: RefSeq, a predicted model, not a curated record
AUGGUAACCCUAAGUGUGGUACUGUCAGUUUUUGUGGUGUCUCUACUGUUUAUGCAGUUUCUGAAAUUGCAAUGGAUACGAAGACGAUUUCCUCCUGGACCAACUCCAUACCCUAUAUUUGGAAAUCUGCUGCAGAUGAACUUCAAAAUGCAUCAUGAGCUCCUUAAAAAAAUGGCCAAAGAUCAUGGUAACGUCUUCACCUUGUGGAUUUCAAACAUUCCUGUAGUUGUCCUGCAAGGGUUUCAGGCAGUGAAGGAAGGUCUGACUGCUCAUGCUGAAGAUGUUGCUGGAAGGCCAACAAGCCAUUCCUUUCAUUAUUUGACUCAUGGAAAUGGUAUUAUAUUCUCUAAUGGUCGUCUCUGGAAGCAACAGAGGCGUUUUGGACUUGCAACAAUGAGGAAAAUGGGAUUAGGGAAAAAAGACCAGGAGUAUCGACUACAAGAGGAGGCCUGUCACCUGGUGGAAUACCUAAAGAAAACAAACGGAAAACCUCUGGACCCCACUAUGCCUGUUGUUCAUGCUAUCACAAAUGUGAUUUGUUCUGUGAUUUUUGGACAUCGCUUCUCUAAAGAUGAUGAAAAUUUUCACCGCUUGAUUGAAUCUGUUGAAAAUAUAUUAGCAUUUGGGAACAGCAUCACUUUUUACAUGUAUGAAAUGUUUCCCUGGCUUACAAGCCGUUUCCUAGCACCGUUUAAAGAGACUAAGUCCAGCAUAGAUUUUGUGAACGCUUUACUAGCAAAGGAACUUGAAAGCCACAAAGAAAAAGGAAAACCAAAUGAAAACCAAGAUUUUAUUGAUUACUAUUUGGAUGAGAUAGAUAAAACUAAAGGACAUGCUGAUGCUACUUAUGAUGAAGAAAACUUGAUGCAGAGUAGUUUUGACCUCUUUCUAGGAGGUACAGAAACUACAACCACCAUUAUGCGUUGGGCAUUGCUUUUUAUGUUGGUUUAUCCUGAUGUUCAAGAGAAAGUCCAGAAGGAGCUGGAUGCUGUUCUAGGUUGUUCCCAUUUAGUUUGCUACGAGGACAGAAAAAAGCUGCCCUAUACCAACGCUGUAAUUCACGAGAUCCUGCGAUACAGUAAUAUAGUCUUAGUUGCACUUCCUAGACAGAGCAUAAAGGACACAGAGGUGCUGGGAUUUCCUAUUCCAAAGAACACCAUAAUUUUACCAAAUCUUGACUCUGUUCUGUCUGAUCCUGGAAAAUGGGAGACACCUCAUCAGUUCAACCCAGGCCACUUUCUGGAUAAAGAUGGAAACUUUGUAAACAGAGAAGCGUUCCUACCAUUUUCAAUAGGGCACCGUGUCUGUAUGGGGGAGCUCUUGGCAAGGAUGGAGCUCUUCAUUUUCUUUUCCACCCUGUUACAGGCAUUCACGUUCACCCUGCCAGAAGGAGUGAAAGAAGUCAAUACAAAGUUUGUUUUUGGGGGCACAAUGAAGCCACCUCCCUACCAGCUCUGUGCCAUUCCUCGGUAG